Messenger RNA from Physella acuta, 1298 nucleotides. RefSeq names its product myosin-1. The record is from RefSeq and is a predicted model, not a curated record. Lineage: Eukaryota; Metazoa; Mollusca; Gastropoda; Physidae.
AGGCUUUAAUAGAAGUAUAUUGUCAUAUUUUUGUGUCAAAUAUUAUAGAUAAAUGAAUAAUAAACCUAAAUCAAUGGCUAAAUAUAUCGAUAUAGGCCAGAAAUUAACUUUAAACAGCAGUGUCUGAGAGCAAGAUUUGCUAUAUAAACAGCAGCCAUUUGUAAAAUAGAGUGACUUCCCCCUGAAUCUGGCGCUAAAAGCUUAUAAAAAUAAAACUUAGACAAGAUGGCUGCUAUAGUAAAUGAGCAUGGUUGCAUCUGUUGGAAACAUCGCUAGUCUUCAUUUAUUACGGAAAAGUUUUAAUUCAAUUGUUUAAAAACAGCAACAUUUUAUAAUGGCAGCCAAGCCAAAGAAAGAGGAUUCGCUUGCCAGUCUUAAAGCCAGUGAAUCUCAUCUUAAGCUGAAAGUUAAGGAGUUGGAAGAAGAAGUACUGUCAUUAAAGAGAAGACUUGAUGAACUGAGGAAAGCUAAAAAUACCACAAUUUUAAAGAGAGAAAGAGAAAUUUUGGAGGUUGGGGUGCCAUUUGGUAGAAGAGAAUCAAAAAGUAAUGAUGAUAAAGAAAUGGAAACAAAGCUGGUUGGUGUUGAUGAAAAAGAAAUGGAAAGAAGAUUAAAAGAGAAAGAUGCAGAAUGGGAAAGAGAAAUGGAAGAACUGAGGAAAAAAUUUGCCAGUGAAAUGGAAGCUUUAAAAUCAAAGCCACAAGAGGACUCAAGCUGCGGUCAUGAGACAGAACUGGAGUUUUUGCGCAACAGAAAUGAGGAACUAGAAAACGACAACGCUGCCAUGACCAUCCAGAACAGAGAGCUUAGGGACAGGGUGUUUGUGUUGAUGGGAAACCUCAGUGCUAAAGAGGCCAGUUGGUGUGACAUGGAGGAGAAGCUGAAGGCAGAGCUGACAAGGUCAUGGGGAGCCAAGUACAAGGAGUGGAUGGAUCGCACUGAGGCUAAAAUUGAAGAUUUGCAGAAAACAAAUGCUCUCUUACGAACUUAUUUAAAAGCCUACAACCCAGAAGGUUCUGACCCUACAAAGAAAGACUCAGAUUUUGACCAUUAAUAAUUUACUGACCAACUUCAUAUUGCAAAUAGUGAACAUAUAUUUCAUGGUUUAACAUUACUCUAUACUGAAUCUAAAAAUGAAAUGUAGCCCUUAGAUUUUAUGGGUAAUAUUGGGGUGAUGUUAAGUGAUAUUUUCACAUGUACAGUGUAGUACUACAGCACAUUCAGCAGACAGAUCAGAAACUUGAUUGUCACAUCAUUUGUUAACUGCAUCUUUUAAAAUGGUGUUUGUUUUAAUUACU